CGGAUGUAGGAAAGUCCCGCGUAUGUGGUUGGGGAAUUUCGGAACAAUUUGGAAGGUCGCCCUGAGCGGUUAAACCCUACUACGCGUAAAUUGUUAACAAGAGUUAUAGCUAUUUCAUGUUCCUUAUGCUUACGCAAGUAAUUUAAAAUAUCUACGAGUUCAAAAAUUAAAACGCUCUUCCGUGCCGAUGAUAAGAAUCUAACAAAACUUUAAUCGCGUUUUACCUGAAACGAGUGUGGAACAAUAUUCAAAACAUGUUUUGUACGAGAAGAAAUCUGAUGACUGGGAUUGCCGCGAUUAUCGCGAACCGGAGUUCGUCGUAUGUGCGUAUUUUCCAGACCGUGGCCGAAGACAUCAUGAAAUUUCCUUGCAAACCGUACUCGAUCGAUCACAGCGAUUUGCCUGGGGCGUGUGUUACGGUUUCAACGAAAGCACUGAGUCAGUGAGUAAAAAAUCAUUCAAGUAAUAAUUGAUUAACUUCAAUAUCAAUGUAAACGAUCUACUACAACACAAUAAGGUAGACUUUUCUUUCCCUUUUUCUACUUGAUAUUAUCCAGACAUAUAUCUGGAUAAGCACAUUUAUUAAUGCUUGACACAGCUCAAUUAAUCAUUGCGACGAAGAAGCUAAACAAAAAAGAAAAGAUAUGCGAUGUUGCGAUGCGCUCAAAUAUAUUAUCAAACACAUUCUUGUCACGUCAGCACAUGACGCCAGAAGUAGCACUUCAUCUCAUAACGCCUGAAUGUGCUAUUUAUCAUCAACCGAUUGGUGCAGAUUUCCCGUUCAAGAAUGAUCCAUUUUGGGGAUUCUAUUGGCCCGGCGGGCAAGCUCUGACUAGAUUUAUUCUUGACUAUAACGAUCGUUUCCGCAGUAAAUCAAUUCUCGAUCUAGGCUGUGGAUGUGGUGCUUCUACGAUUGCAGCAUUACAAGUUCAGGCAAGCCAUGUUACUGCAAACGAUAUUGACCCAGUUGCACUGCAAGCUACACUUUUAAAUGUGGAAAUAAAUGGAGUCAUGAAUGAGAGUAUGCUAUCCUUGAACGAGUCGAAUCUUGUCGGCUGUGACUCCGAGCUAAUAAAUUGUGAUAUUAUAAUAAUCGGAGAUAUGUUUUAUGAUAAAGAUAUUGCUGCUAUUCUACAUCCUUGGAUGCAGAGGUUGGCUCGGCAAGGAAAAGAGAUAUUUGUCGGCGAUCCUGGGCGACAUGGAAUCACAGAGACAAGUAUACUAAGAGAAAUGGAUCAUAUAGUACGAUAUACGCUACCCAACAAUGUAUGCCUAGAAAAUAACGGAUUUUCACAUGUAAAUGUAUGGCGGUUCCGGGAAAAUCUAUAAACUAUUAUGCUUGUACUUUAAAAUCCGGAAACAUACAUUCUAAAGAAUUACGUGAAAUUUAAUUUUCUCAAUAUUUCCAUUCGAGAGGAAAAAGUAGAUCUAUGUGGUUUCUUGUAGCAAAAUA
Anopheles darlingi is the source of this 1453-nucleotide messenger RNA. RefSeq names its product electron transfer flavoprotein beta subunit lysine methyltransferase-like. The coding region runs from base 586 to 1329 and encodes 247 amino acids. NCBI's taxonomy places the organism in Eukaryota, Metazoa, Arthropoda, Insecta, Diptera, Culicidae. Gene Ontology annotation, biological process: peptidyl-lysine trimethylation. Gene Ontology annotation, cellular component: mitochondrial matrix. The record is from RefSeq and is a predicted model, not a curated record. Gene Ontology annotation, molecular function: protein-lysine N-methyltransferase activity. The transcript has 6 exons.